CUCCGUACAACACAGUAAAUGUGGAGAUAUCCAAAUAUGAUACAUGUACAAUGAAUCAGAGAUUGAAUAUGUACACAUACCUACACAGCCUGUCUGUCAGCUACCCGGAAGUAAAUUGGUAUUGUCAGCUCUACAUACAUCGCCUCUACCUGUGUAUGUCGGUGGGCUGCUGCAAGCUUCAGUCAGUGACACGAGUCCACGUGUGUUUCUGGAGUUGAUUCCACUACUUAUUCUGCUAGAUACUGCCCAGAUACGUCGUUGUAAGUCAGCUCCGGUUCUUGCCACCAACAGACGUGUUCCUGUGGAGGGUGUCAGCUUCACCAUCACCUGUACACUAGAUGCAGCUAUCACUUCCACUGCACGGUUCAUUAAAGGUCCUACUUCUGUCCAGGGAGGCUGCUUCUCAUCCGGCAGCUGUAGGACAUCUGUGUCAGGAUACACUCUGAGUCUGGACAGUGCAUCCAGGAUCAUGUCUCUAGACAUCGCCUCUCCAGAUUCCACCAGAGACAGCGGGACUUGGAGAUGUAGUGUUGGCGCUGCAGUGUCAAAUAGCAUCACACUGUCUCAGUUUGCAGCUGUCCUAGACUGGAGCUCUGUGACCUUCUCAACACUACUGACUUCUCUCCCGUCCUCCGUGACCCCGCAGAACACCAUCUCCGUCACUGUGACCACUCCGUGUGCUGCCACUGCCGCCGUCAUCACAUGGGGAUACCAACAGGGUGUGAGUGGCGUCCCUCCUAGCAGUACAUCUUCCACCCAGGGAUCAUGUCCAUCAGGUCAGGUCCAGACAACCAACAACCUGUCUCUACCAGGGAACACAGUCAGUCUCUACAACAGGCAGGUGUCUCUCACCGUCAGUGUGGAACAUGACUCCUUUGAUCCCCCGACGUAUACCAAGUCUGUCACUUAUAACACCAUACAGUUCCUUGUCCCGGUCAGCUCUGUGACACUGGCAAACAUCGGUUCCGAUAAUGAGGAGAUAGGACGUGAAGCAAAUCAAUCUUUGACCUUGACCUGCGUGACCUCAGCCAGUUUUCCCAUUUCCACUGUGACCUGGGUGACCUUGCCAUCAGGAACGUCACCUACAGUCAGCACAGAGACGACAUCUGGUGUCCUGGUGAAGAGAACAAGCUCCGUCACAUUCACUGUCAGUAGGAGUGACCAGGGGAAGAGCUUUCGCUGUCAGGCUGAAAACAUCAACGGUCAGACAUCCCCACUUCUAUCUAUUGAUCAGUCACAGUGUAACACAGCAGAGAUGAAGCUCGGACCAGAGCAGGUUGAUAUGACAAAACCAGACAGCAACGUGACUUUAGAGAACAGUAACCUGACAUUGACCUGUGGUGCCACCGGUUACCCCAACCUGACCUUCACCUGGGACUACAACUCUCAACUUCAGGCCAAACAAAGGCAAGGCAAAUACCCACCACGUGCCCUUCCUUCCAUCACACAGUUUCCGGAUGUGAUGUCUGAAGGAGACCCACAGACAAUCAGCUGCUCGGUGACAGGAGGAAAUCCUCUAGCUACGAUCACAUGGUCCUGUCCUGGCACUGGAUCUGCAUCGAAAAUGCUUCUCGAAAAAGAUCACAUCAACAGUCCAGCUCAGUCUCCAACCACGGAUACAGAGGGUUCGGAAAGACAACAUUACACACAGCUGAAGGUUUAUGAGAAUACAAGCGUCGAUGCCAAACCAGAAACAAGUACCUACGAAGACAUGACAGAGACGCCUCCUAUACCAUACGAGUCCAUCAGCGCUUCUCCAUACCAGAACAGCGGCUCUCAACCUGAAGGUUUCCACCAGACAAUCGAUGUGUUUACAACUGGCCACGUUUCAAACUUGAUGAAUCGAAUUAGAGACAUGACCAAUCCGACCAGUUUUGUCAUGGAUACUUUGCAUGCGGGUUUGAUGAUGUAUGUUAUCGGAAUUGUCAUCACUGGUGUACAGUCUCAGCUGACCAGUCCUGUGAUAGUGAGGGAGUCUGAGACAGCCAGCUUCAGGUGGCAGGUACCAGCUGUAUCAGGGGGAUUCACUGUCAUGUAUGUCAUCAGUCCAUCUGGAGCUGUAGUACUACUGGCCAACACACUCAAUAACAACCAGAUACUGGGGAACUACACAGCUCGUGUCACCUACACCGGGAAUCUAACUGCUGACCCCAAGGCCAUGGCCUUUGACCUCCGUAGUGUUGUCAGAUCUGAUGCUGGGACCUACAUCUGUGGGUAUGGUGGAGUAUCUGACAUCAUACCUCAAUGUGGACAGAAGCUGGUUGUUCUAGGUCAACCCACCAAGCCAACUCUCAGUGGACCACCAUCCCCUGUGUUUGGAGGACAAGUGACCUUGACCUGCAGCUCCACCUCUGUCACUGUCCCAGCUGACCAUGGUCUGACCUUGACCUACACCUGGCAGCGUGACAACACUGACAUCACAGUUACCUCCACUGGUUCCCCCUACACCUUCACAGUGACUUCCCGGGACAGUCACAGCUACAGAUGUAGAGCGAGAGAAAGUCAGGGUCCGGAGUCCGAGUGGAGCCAGGUGUACAACAUGGAGCCACAAUAUGGCCCCUAUGCUGUGGUACUACAACCCUCCACUCUGUCCUACACCAGGAGGGAAGGUCAAGAGAGUGUACCAAGUAUCUUGUGUUCAAUCACCUGCAAACCUGCCUGUACAUACAAGUGGUUCAAGAAUGGGACAUCUCACAGUGAUGGAGCUACACUGACACUCCCCAUGGCUGACAGGUCACAGACAGGAUCCUACAAGUGUCAGGCUUCCAAUACACACGGGACUGUUGACAGCUCAAGUGUCUCGGUGGAUGUCACGUAUGCCCCUGAGGCAACACUGAGCCCCACAUGUCAACCACACAGUGUCUAUGUAGGGCAGCCCAAUGCUCAACUGAUCUGUCAAGUAACGGCAGCCAACCCAGCAGUGACGUCUUACAUCUGGACACACAAUGGUUCUCCUAUCUCACCAGCAACAAGCAGAGAGUACAGUCUGAGUCCUGUCUCCAGGAGCAGGGGAGGAAGCUAUACAUGUGCUGGGAGGAACUCAGUGGGGACGUCUAGUGUGUCAGCUGUCACAGUGGAGGUGCAGUACAAACCUACAGUGUCAGUUCCCCAGUCCACACCUGUCAGGGAGUCACAGACUCUCAACAUAACCUGCUCUGUGGAUGCCAACCCUGUAGCAGCCGUGGCGUGGACAAAGAAAGAUGACAGCAGCUUUACUCCUCAGACUGGAUCUACUCUGACCAUCAAUAACAUACGGAGAUCACAGGCAGGGACGUAUGUGUGUACAGCUUCCAACACCCUCAGUCCUUGUGUGGGAAUAUCUGUAGUGAGAUCUGACUCUGUGGAAGUGACAGUGGAUGUACAGUACCCAGCCGACAUAAGCAUGUUUACCGCCAACUCUCACAGCGGCUCAGUGACAGUUAACGAGUCUGAUACAGUGACACUUAGCUGCCAGAUUGACAGUAAUCCAAGGUCAGUAAUCACGCUUCUAAAUGGAACUGAGGCGUUUGCAAGGGCAGAUAACUCCCUGACAAAAAUAUACAGACUGGAGCCAGCAGACUGUAGACAAAGAGGGAACUACUCCUGUACUGCCACCAACAACAUCGGGGCACCUGUCACCCAGAGGGUGGAGCUGCUGGUCAAAUGUUCACCUCGACUUGAUGACUCAGUGUCCCAGCAACUCAAGUACGCCGCUACACUGGUUGGUGACGUGACUCUAUCUGUGUCAGUCCUGGCCUACCCCCUUCCUACAUUCACCUGGAGUAGAUCCAUCAGCACCAGCCAGUACCUCACUGGUUCCUCCAGCCCUGUCACAGACAUCUCAGUCACUGCCAGACUACACCUUACUAACCUCCAACAGCAGGACUUUGGGGACUACUAUCUUACAGUGGACAAUAUUGUGGGCGGGUCAGCGACAUACACAGUCAGUGUGCUGCAUGUAGGACCACCACAGACACCUACACAGUUUAGAGAUCUGGAUAAUGCAACAACGUCGUCAAUAUGGUUGUAUUGGCUGCCUGGGUUCAAUGGUGGACGCACUCAGACGUUUGUCAUUGAGUAUCUUCAGUUUGCUACAAGAACGUGGACUGUGUACAAAUCCUAUGAUGACCCCGGUGAGGUGAUGGCGGUAGAAGUGACCGGGCUUAUACCUGGAGAGAUUUACAUAUUCCGACUACAAGCUAGAAAUGACUACGGGGAUUCUCAUGGAAAUGUAUUGACAGAAGCUGUGACUGCUGGUGACCCACCAGACCAGCUAAGGCUUGAAGCGUCGUGUAUCAGUACAGGGGUAACAGCAGGAGCGACAGUAGGAGGCAUUCUUCUUACCCUGCUCAUUGGAGGGAUUGUCCUAAUGGUGCUGUACAGAAAGGGGUACAGAUUUGGAAACAUUCUCAAAGGAGCUGCACGAAAAAGCUCCAGCCAUCCUGACCCUGUGGAAAUGGACAACAGAGGAUAUUCAUCUCUAGAUCAAAUCACGGCUCCAUCGCAGUAUUCAAAUGUGGAGGAGGAAUCAGAAAAACAACAGUACACACAAUUGAAGAUUUAUGAGAAUACAAAAGCGGAUGCUGCAGCAGAUACAAGUACCUAUGAAAGCGUGACAGAGACUCCCCCUGUGACCUAUGAGUCCAUCAGGGCAUCGCCAUACCAGAACACUGGGGAACAUUCUCAAGGUCCUGACAAAUGAAAUAAGCACAAAGCCAAACGGUUUCAGCUGCGGAUGAAGAGAGAGCAUUACUUUGCUUUGCUUUGUUAUUUUCUUUGAAUACACAUUACUUCUCAAUAUAAGGUUCCAUGACACUGUUGAGAAAUUCAAAUCAUGUAUGUUAUGAUUGUGUCAUCUUUAUCGAAUAUUUAAUUAAAUAUUCCGCAAACCUGAAAAAGCAAUAUAUUUUCUCAGUGAACAUACAAAUCUAUUUGGUGACCACGUGGAAAGAUGUACAUAAAGAUAGAGAGAACAGCAUUAGUCCGAUCUACCAAGUAUGUCAUAAUAUAAUAUGGUUGAAGUAUAGUGGUGUCAGUAAUGAUUUAGUGAAGUGUCAGUAGGGAUGGAAGAGCCGAUCACCAGUCCUGCCACAGGUACGAGGACAACAGUGCACAUUCUGGGUGUGUAGUGACUCUGUAUAUUGAUGCAAUCGGAUUUCAAGCUCGAAGAUAUCGAAGAUAACGAACGAACUCAUCAUACCAGGGUCGGUGAUGGCUUCUCAGAGCAGGAGAUCAUUGUCCCAUGGAGUUGCCAGUCCGGUCAUCAGACAUCAGCUCUACUCAACACAUGUGGAAUGCGCUGGAGGUCACCCUCUAGCAAUGCCCUGUCCAUCCGACGAUUAUAAAGAACUCGGCAAAGUUCUCACAGAAGUGUGGAACAAUCUCCCUUCCUGACACCUACUGGGAGGCCCAAGACGGUGAUGAAAGGCUAUCUGUUGAAGCAUCAGGAACGGGCAUAUUCGAGGUUUUUUUUAGGACAACCAAUAUUGUACUGUGACGUUUUAUAUUUGAGUUUGUGUCCCUUCUACCUUCAACAGAUCUUUACGAAAGUUUGUCCUUUGUUGUUCAACAGAUGCUCAGAAUAUGACGACUGACUAAAUCUGAGAAUCUCAGCAAACACUGAGUGUUAUAAUGCAUGCAAGUGACUGCAGCUGAAUUGAUUUAAGUACACAUUGUUUAUUAAUUGCAAUAAUUGUACAACUCUUACAAAGCAAAACUUGAUUUCACGGACGGACUCCGUUAUACAAACCCGUCCUUCAGUUUGAGAGAAUCUCCGAGAGUCUAUUAUAUCACAACACUACCAUCACCGAAGACACUAAUAUCAUGUUAACUACAUUACCCACAUACACGUAUGUGAAAUGUUGGAUUUGGCUUUGAUUCCAUCAAAAUAAAAUGGAAACUUUGAAACAUUGGACAUCGAGAAUAUAGUUUGGCCGACUUCUUUUUGAACGACCCUCAUGGAAAUCGUCUAAUCGGAAUCGAACCAUUAGCUACAGUCCGUACACUGAAGUGGUAAAUUAGUUAAAUGUUCCACUUUUCUUAGUCUUAAAUAAACCAAUAAGCGGUCCACCAAUCGGAAUCGGCGUUUGCUGUAAAGUGUAUUAUACCAGACAACCAGCCAGGAAAACUCCGCCUGUAACAACCCGGGUAGAUAACUCUACCCGGAAGUGAGUUCUGCAUCACAACUCGGUGUUUCCCUUGUAGAAAAAGCAACUGGCAGUUAUGAGAAUACAACAAAUAUAUCCAGUAAACUUGUAAACAUCUGCCAGGAAGGAAGUGACGAGGUCAGGGUGUUAAAUGGUCUUACGCAUGUCCACUAGAAUAUUUCAGACUGGCAGUAUAUUGGCUGAAAUGAAUUACCCAAACGUUGCCAGUGACAUAAUCCAGAUUUAUCGACGUACUGACGACAUGCUGCAGUCAGGUAAUGGUGGGUACAUAUCUGUGGAUGACGAGGAGCUGUUUGUCUGUACUAGUGUGAAUAUAGAGUGUAUAUUGUGUGACUCGAGUGCAGCCAAACAUAUACCGUGUACGGAUCAGAGCGGUUAUUGCCACUAAUAUAAGCAUUGAACACAUAUCAUAUAUGAUGCGUUUACAACAAAUGUGAUGAAUAUGGCUUGGAGGUUAUAUGAUAUGUUUGUCAAUAUGGAUAUUGAAUAUAUAUCGAGUAUUGCGAGUGUAUCGCAGGCAGAUAAAUUAGAUCUGUCAAUACUGAGAGCAAGCAAUAUUCGUUUUGUUUUCAUCGUGUUUGAAUACACGAUAACCUUCA
Molecule: messenger RNA, 6745 nt
Organism: Haliotis rubra (blacklip abalone)
Lineage: Eukaryota; Metazoa; Mollusca; Gastropoda; Lepetellida; Haliotidae
Exons: 28
Coding region: 44-4681 (1545 amino acids)
Biological process (GO): regulation of immune system process; signal transduction
Cellular component (GO): cell surface; plasma membrane
Molecular function (GO): protein tyrosine kinase binding
Source: RefSeq, a predicted model, not a curated record